Pseudopodoces humilis (Tibetan ground-tit) is the source of this 7291-nucleotide messenger RNA. Lineage: Eukaryota; Metazoa; Chordata; Aves; Passeriformes; Paridae. The record is from RefSeq and is a predicted model, not a curated record.
AUGGCAGCCUCCGAGCUCUACACGAAGUAUGCCAGGGUUUGGAUCCCUGAUCCAGAGGAGGUCUGGAAGUCAGCAGAACUUCUCAAAGAUUAUAAACCUGGAGAUAAAGUCCUCCAGCUUCGACUUGAGGAGGGCAAGGACCUCGAGUAUUGCCUCGAUCCGAAGACGAAGGAGCUCCCGCCCCUGCGGAACCCUGACAUCCUCGUGGGUGAAAAUGACCUGACAGCUCUCAGUUAUCUGCAUGAGCCUGCUGUCCUGCACAACCUCAAAGUUCGCUUUAUAGACUCUAAACUCAUCUAUACCUAUUGUGGUAUUGUUCUAGUGGCCAUAAAUCCUUAUGAACAGCUGCCUAUCUAUGGCGAAGAUAUCAUCAAUGCCUACAGUGGCCAAAAUAUGGGGGAUAUGGAUCCACAUAUCUUUGCAGUGGCUGAAGAAGCAUACAAGCAGAUGGCCAGAGAUGAGCGAAAUCAGUCAAUCAUUGUCAGUGGGGAAUCUGGAGCUGGGAAGACUGUCUCUGCCAAGUAUGCCAUGAGGUACUUUGCCACGGUCAGUGGAUCUGCCAGUGAAGCCAAUGUUGAGGAGAAGGUCUUGGCCUCCAACCCCAUCAUGGAGUCUAUUGGAAAUGCCAAAACUACCAGGAACGACAACAGCAGUCGCUUUGGGAAAUACAUUGAAAUUGGUUUCGAUAAGAGGUAUCGAAUCAUUGGUGCUAACAUGAGAACUUACCUCUUGGAAAAAUCAAGAGUGGUGUUUCAGGCAGAAGAAGAGAGAAAUUACCACAUCUUUUACCAGCUUUGUGCCUCUGCAGCACUGCCUGAGUUUAAAACUCUGCGAUUAGGGAAUGCAAAUUACUUUCACUAUACGAAGCAAGGUGGAAGCCCUGUGAUUGAUGGUGUGGAUGAUGCCAAGGAAAUGGCGAACACCAGGCAGGCCUGCACUUUGCUAGGGAUUAGUGAUUCGUACCAGAUGGGAAUUUUUAGAAUCCUUGCUGGCAUCCUUCACUUGGGCAACGUGGAGUUUGCAUCUCGGGAUUCUGACAGCUGCACUGUUCCUCCCAAGCAUGAGCCCCUCACCAUCUUCUGUGACCUCAUGGGUGUGGAGUAUGAGGAGAUGGCCCACUGGCUUUGCCAUAGGAAGCUCGCCACUGCCACUGAAACCUACAUCAAGCCAAUUUCCAAACUUCAUGCCAUCAAUGCCAGAGAUGCACUUGCCAAACAUAUCUAUGCUAAUCUCUUUAACUGGAUUGUAGAUCAUGUGAACAAAGCCCUUCACGCUACUGUAAAACAGCAUUCUUUCAUCGGGGUAUUGGACAUCUAUGGAUUUGAAACAUUCGAAAUCAACAGCUUUGAACAGUUCUGUAUCAACUAUGCCAAUGAAAAACUGCAGCAGCAGUUCAAUAUGCAUGUCUUUAAGCUGGAACAAGAAGAAUAUAUGAAGGAACAAAUACCGUGGACCUUGAUUGAUUUCUACGACAAUCAGCCUUGUAUCAACCUCAUAGAGGCCAAAAUGGGAGUUCUGGAUCUGUUGGAUGAGGAGUGCAAGAUGCCAAAAGGCUCAGAUGACUCUUGGGCCCAAAAACUGUACAAUACUCAUUUGAAUAAAUGUGCUCUCUUUGAAAAACCACGUAUGUCAAACAAGGCCUUUAUCAUCAAGCACUUUGCUGACAAGGUGGAAUAUCAAUGUGAAGGCUUUUUGGAAAAGAAUAAAGACACAGUUUAUGAAGAGCAAAUUAAGGUCCUAAAAUCAAGUAAGAAGUUUAAGCUACUACCAGAGUUAUUCCAGGAUGAGGAGAAGGUCCUCAGUCCUACAUCAGCAACCCCUUCAGGGCGUGUGCCUCUGUCUCGAAUGCCUAUCAAACCUGCCAAGGCCAGGCCGGGUCAGGCCAGCAAGGAGCAUAAGAAAACUGUGGGACAUCAGUUUCGAAACUCUCUUCAUCUGCUGAUGGAAACCCUGAAUGCUACAACUCCACACUACGUGCGCUGUAUUAAGCCAAAUGACUUCAAGUUUCCGUUCACGUUUGAUGAAAAGCGGGCAGUGCAGCAGCUGAGAGCUUGUGGUGUCCUGGAGACCAUCCGAAUCAGUGCUGCUGGCUUCCCCUCCAGGUGGACGUACCAAGAGUUCUUCAGCCGUUACCGGGUUCUGAUGAAGCAGAGAGAUGUCCUUGGUGACCGAAAGCAGACGUGUAAAAAUGUCCUGGAGAAGCUGAUUCAGGACAAGGAUAAGUACCAGUUUGGUAAGACAAAAAUAUUUUUCCGGGCUGGUCAAGUAGCCUACCUAGAAAAAAUAAGGGCAGAUAAGUUGAGAGCUGCCUGUAUCCGCAUCCAAAAGACAAUCCGAGGCUGGCUGAUGAGGAAGAAGUACAUGCGUAUGAGGAAGGCUGCCAUCACCAUCCAGAGACAUAUCAGAGGGUACCAGGCACGAUGCUAUGCCAAGUUCCUGCGGAGAACACGAGCUGCCAUCACCAUUCAGAAGUUCCAGCGCAUGUAUGUGGUCCGCAAGAGAUACCAGUGCAUGCGAGAUGCUACUAUUGCUCUUCAGGCCCUCCUAAGAGGUUACAUGGUCAGAAACAAGUACCAGAUGAUGCUGCGGGAGCACAAGUCUGUGGUUAUCCAGAAGCACGUGAGGGGCUGGCUGGCCCGGCGGCGCUACCGCCGCACGCUGAGGGCCAUCGUGUACCUGCAAUGCUGCUACCGCCGCAUGAUGGCCAAGAGGGAGCUCAAGAAGCUGAAGAUAGAGGCCCGCUCCGUGGAGCGCUACAAGAAGCUUCACAUUGGCCUGGAGAACAAGAUCAUGCAGCUGCAGCGAAAAAUCGAUGAGCAGAACAAAGAGUACAAAUCCCUGCUGGAGAAGAUGAACAACCUGGAGAUCACGUACAGUACAGAGACGGAGAAGCUGCGGAGCGAUGUGGAGAGGCUUCGGAUGAGUGAGGAGGAGGCCAAGAACGCCACCAACCGUGUCAUCAGCCUCCAGGAGGAGAUUGCCAAGCUCCGCAAGGAGCUGCACCAGACCCAGUCGGAGAAGAAGAGCAUUGAGGAAUGGGCAGACAAAUAUAAGCAUGAAACUGAGCAGCUGGUAUCAGAGCUGAAAGAGCAGAACUCAUUACUGAAAACAGAAAAAGAGGACCUGAACCGCCGCAUCCAUGACCAGGCGAGGGAAAUAACAGAGUCGAUGGAGAAGAAGCUGGUGGAGGAGACAAAGCAGCUGGAGCUGGACCUGAAUGAUGAACGGUUACGGUACCAGAACCUGCUGAAUGAGUUCAGCCGCCUGGAGGAGCGCUACGAUGAUCUCAAGGAUGAAAUGAACCUGAUGGUGAGCAUCCCCAAGCCUGGGCACAAAAGAACAGACUCAACUCACAGUAGCAAUGAAUCUGAAUAUACUUUCAGCUCUGAGAUCACAGAAGCAGAAGACUUACCACUAAGGAUGGAGGAGCCUAGUGAGAAAAAAGCAGCGCUGGACAUGUCUCUGUUCCUCAAGCUGCAGAAACGGGUUUCAGAACUGGAGCAGGAAAAGCAGUCCCUGCAGGAUGAACUGGACAGAAAGGAGGAACAGGCUCUCCGUGCUAAAGCUAAGGAGGAAGAAAGGCCUCCCAUAAGAGGUGCAGAGUUGGAGUAUGAGUCACUCAAGCGUCAAGAGCUUGAAUCUGAGAAUAAAAAGCUGAAGAACGAGUUGAAUGAGCUGCAGAAGGCCCUCACAGAGACACGAGCUCCAGAGGUGACUGCUCCUGGUGCCCCAGCAUACAGAGUCCUCCUGGACCAGCUGACCUCGGUCAGUGAAGAGCUUGAAGUACGCAAGGAAGAAGUUCUCAUCCUGAGGUCUCAGCUUGUUAGCCAGAAGGAGGCAAUUCAGCCCAAGCAUACAAUGACAGAUGCUACAAUCCUCUUGGAGGAUGUACAGAAGAUGAAAGACAAAGGAGAAAUAGCACAGGCAUAUAUUGGUCUGAAGGAAACAAACAGGCAAUCUCCCCAGGACUAUCAUAUGCUGAAUGAGGACGGAGAACUUUGGCUGGCUUAUGAAGGGUUAAAACAAGCCAACAGGCUGCUGGAGUCCCAGCUUCAGUCGCAGAAGAAGAGCCACGAGAAUGAGCUGGAAUCGCUGCGAGGUGAGAUCCAGAGUCUGAAGGAGGAAAACAAUCGGCAGCAGCAGCUCCUGGCCCAGAACCUGCAGCUGCCUCCCGAGGCCCGCAUUGAAGCCAGUCUGCAGCAUGAGAUCACCCGGCUGACUAAUGAGAACUUGUUUUAUGAGGAGUUGUAUGCAGAUGAUCCCAAGAAGUAUCAGUUGUACCGGAUUUCCCUUUACAAGCGGAUGAUUGAUUUAAUGGAGCAGCUGGAAAAGCAGGACAAAACUGUUCGCAAGUUAAAGAAGCAGUUGAAAGUAUUUGCUAAGAAGAUCGGUGAACUCGAAGUGGGCCAGAUGGAGAAUAUAUCACCUGGACAAAUCAUUGAUGAACCUAUUCGUCCGGUUAACAUUCCACGGAAAGAAAAGGACUUCCAAGGGAUGUUGGAAUAUAAGAAGGAAGAUGAACAAAAACUUGUCAAGAAUCUUAUUUUAGAGCUGAAACCACGUGGGGUAGCUGUCAACCUGAUUCCAGGACUACCAGCAUAUAUUUUGUUCAUGUGUGUGCGCCAUGCAGAUUACCUUAAUGAUGACCAGAAAGUGCGGUCGUUGUUGACUUCCACUAUCAAUGGCAUCAAAAAAGUGUUAAAGAAAAGAGGCGAUGACUUUGAAACAGUUUCCUUCUGGCUGUCGAACACCUGUCGAUUUUUGCACUGCUUGAAGCAGUACAGUGGAGAAGAGGGGUUCAUGAAGCAUAAUACACCUCGUCAAAAUGAACACUGCCUCACUAAUUUUGAUUUAGCUGAAUAUAGACAAGUACUGAGUGACUUGGCUAUUCAGAUCUACCAACAACUUGUCCGAGUGUUGGAAAAUAUUCUGCAGCCAAUGAUUGUUUCAGGAAUGCUGGAGCACGAGACCAUCCAAGGUGUCUCGGGGGUGAAACCGACAGGGCUGCGGAAGAGAACAUCCAGCAUUGCUGAUGAAGGCACCUACACCUUGGACUCCAUCAUCCGGCAGCUGAACUCCUUCCACUCGGUGAUGUGUCAGCAUGGAAUGGACCCAGAGCUGAUCAAACAGGUGGUCAAGCAGAUGUUCUACAUCAUCGGGGCUGUAACGCUCAAUAACCUUCUCCUGCGCAAGGACAUGUGCUCGUGGAGCAAGGGAAUGCAGAUAAGAUACAAUGUGAGUCAACUGGAAGAAUGGCUACGUGAUAAAAAUUUGAUGAAUAGUGGUGCUAAGGAAACCCUGGAACCUCUCAUCCAGGCUGCACAGUUGCUGCAGGUAAAGAAGAAAACAGAUGAAGAUGCAGAAGCCAUUUGUUCAAUGUGCAACGCACUGACUACUGCCCAGAUUGUAAAAGUUCUGAAUUUGUAUACUCCAGUUAAUGAGUUUGAAGAGAGAGUCUUGGUGUCAUUUAUACGUACAAUACAGGUGCGUCUGCGAGACAGGAAGGACUCUCCUCAGUUGCUCAUGGAUGCUAAACACAUCUUCCCUGUUACUUUUCCGUUUAAUCCAUCCUCUCUGGCUUUAGAAACCAUUCAGAUCCCAGCCAGCUUGGGCCUGGGUUUCAUAUCACGUGUCUGAUCGCAAGGAUGUCCCGUCAGUGUUAGAUGGAGAACUGGUUGCCUGAUCUCUGUACCUGUUCAAACAUAGUGAGCCACUAAACCCACCUUUUCUGAACAGCCUGUCUAAGCCCAGAUGUGUAGUUGAGGUAGCUGGAAACUGCACAGCAGCACCACAGGCUGAAUGCUCCUAGGAAGAUGUGCAUUUGUGCUCGGUCAUUGCAUUUAUGAGGACAUCACUGAUUCAUACAUUUCCAGAGUAUGGAAAUCGGGCUUGGACAAAAAUUGUGUCUUCAGCUGUCUAGAGACAUUUUUAGAUCUUUAGUAACAUAUUUAAAUAGUGUAAAUUAAAAUCCAUAUGUAAUCUUCUCAUGGGUGGGGACCAAUAGGGACAGUCACAGUUCCUGGACAUGGAAGACUUGAAAGUAAGGCAUUUUGUAGUAGAAUACACAGUCACGUGGGAGCCUGUUACAUUUAAUUUGUAAAAACUGGAAUGGAAAAACACAAACUGGCAAUAUAUAAAGUUAUUUCUUAAACCACUUCCUCAUUCAUGUCAGUUUGAAAUAAACUGUAGUGGUAAGUCUUAUAGCUCACUAUAUGCUCUUAGGUGUUCAUUUGUUAGAACUGUGGUUUACCAAGCAAACUGAAUCGCUGCUGCAUAUUCUGUUGUUUUAAAUGUGUGACAGUAUCAUACUAAGCACUAAAAAUAAGAUACUUCAUUUUUUGUUGUCAACCUUAUUUACAGUCUGUUGCAGUCUGUUAUUUUAACUGGAUUUUUGCACAUUGUAUCAAGUAACACCUGUAGAGGAAAACGGUAACUAAGCACAAGUAGCACACUGGAAAUUAUAUGUUUAGUUAUUUUUAAAAGUAGUUAGUUUAAAAUACAGAAUCUUGAAGCAAACUAUGAGAAGUCAGUAAUGAUUUUAAGUAUUUAUUAAGGUUAUAGAGCCUGUCUAAUGUUGUUCUUUGUAGACCCCAGAGAUGACGAUGUGUAUUUUGAGUAUAAUGUCUUGGGCUUUUGCCACUUAAAAAAAAAAAAUCAAACCAGAGAAAAGUCUUCUUUCACACUGGAAUAUGUGAGGAAAAACUUUAAUAGAAAAAAUCUGCAUAGCCCAAGGCUCUCAUUCUUAGAAAGGUUGACUAACAAGAAAGUUAAGUAGGUUUUGACUAUGAUGCUGUCACUUGACUAUGAUUCAUGCCGAUUUAAUAGUUGGAAAUCAGAGUGCAUAAUGAUAAACUGAGUUAUUUUGAAUGUUGCACAUUUUACUGGAAAGAUUUUUCUGUCUCACACAUUUUGAGUCUGCUAUAUAAAAUUCACAUUUCACAGUGUGGGGCAUGAGCACAGAAGCCUCGCGUAAGGUUCCAGUUCUGUGGUGUAUGUCUCAAAUAUACAUGUAAAAAUAAAGCCACACACAUUGCUCAGUUGCAUUGUGCAAUAUUUUUAAUGUAUUAUAAUAAUCUGCAUCUUAGUGUUAACAUUAAUUUAUUUUACAAUAUUGAUAAAUAACCUAGAGGUACACUAUUAGACUGUUCGGUGCUCCUCUGUUUGCCUGCAGAUUCACAGAGAAAAGAUUUGCUGUUAAGCAGACUGAAACAUUUCAGUUUUGUUUUACUUGAGAGGCAGACGUGCUGUUUGUAUGGUUGCUAAAGUUGGAAAUAAAGACAACAUAAACUUU